Messenger RNA from Phytophthora infestans T30-4, 1233 nucleotides. RefSeq lists its product as uncharacterized. The record is from RefSeq and is a predicted model, not a curated record. The transcript has 2 exons. Lineage: Eukaryota; Oomycota; Peronosporomycetes; Peronosporales; Peronosporaceae. The coding region runs from base 1 to 1233 and encodes 410 amino acids.
AUGCUCAUCGGUUGGACUAUGUGUCUCAUUAUGCUGAUCGUCAUGGCUGCGUCUCCUGCUGGUGAGCCGUACUACACGGUACCGUCCGACCGCGACAUCGACCCUGCUGAUUACACGCCGGAGAUUGAGGCUCGCAUCAACUUUGACGCGGGCAACCAGGCUGGCAAAUACGUCAUGCUCAUGUUCUUCGCCGCUAUUGGCUACGUCCUAGCUGACGUCUGCGCCGACAGUAUCGUGGUGGAAUACGCUCAACGGGAGCCUGUUGAAAAGCGCGGCACGAUUCAGUCUGCCAUUUACGCGGUUCGCACUGUAUUCGUCAUCAUUGGCCAGCUUUUGGUUGGUUUCUGCUUCAAUAGUGAGGCGUACGGGGGUCAGUUCGACUUCUCGCUGAACUUCCCACAAUUAAUGGCCAUCGUCGCUGUCAUCACUGCGCCGAUCCUCCCUAUCUCAUGGCUGCUCAUUAAAGAGGACAAGCAGACGAGAGUGCCAUUCCGAAAGUACAUGACCGAGUUGUGGGACCUGAUUCAAAAGCGUGCAGUCUACCAAGUCGUUUUCUACCAGUUCUUCCAGAACGUCUUCUCUAACAUCUCGUACACUGCCAGCUCUCCAGUGCAAUCGUACAUGGUCGGCGUCACUCCGACCAACAACACUAUCAGUGAGAUUAUUAGCAACGUGCUCUUCAUGGGAGGCAUCAUGGCUACGUCCAAGUGGGGUCUGCACUGGAACUGGCGCACAAUGAUCCUCUUUACGGGUAUCUUCGUCAUCCUCGCGGAUGGUAUUACGACUUUCCUUACAAUUUGGAAUGUGUUCCGUAGCCAGUGGUUCUGGCUCGGUAUCCCGAUGGCCGUGCAGCUCCCGUACGGUGUGGGCUGGAUGAUCGGGAAUUUUGUCAUUGUCGAGCUGUCUGGUAUCGGCAAUGAAGGGGCCAUCUACGGUCUUAUUACUAUGGUCGGCAACUUGUCGUCUCCGUUUGCACAAGCGUUGACGCUAGUGAUUAAUCAGCCCCUUAACUUGACUACAGCUCGUAUCCAGGCCGACGACACGUCCAUCCGAACAGACCUCACCUACGCGGUGUUGAUCAUGUACGGCAUGACCAUCUUUUCAUGGGUCUUCCUGGGUGCUCUCGCGGUCUUCUACGUCAUGUUCGCGUUCGUUUGGUCCCUCAUGACCAAUAUCAUGGCCAUGUAUGAAUCCACAUCGUGUUUGAUAAUAGCUGGUGGCAAGGGAUGCUAG